This is a messenger RNA of Somion occarium, 345 nucleotides long. Lineage: Eukaryota; Fungi; Basidiomycota; Agaricomycetes; Polyporales; Cerrenaceae. The record is from the annotation of a GenBank genome assembly.
UAUUGCUCACUCCUCUCCUCCUCACUCCCAUGUCGCUCUCGUCCUUAGGAGGCUUUGAUGAUAAUGCAUGGGGUGCCAGUAACGAAGACGCAGACAUUGUUACUGCAGCGAUAAAGAAGGACAAGUUGAUCAAGGAAAUUACUGCUGCUCAAGAAGACCUGCGUGCUCUUCUUACGCGAGUGAAGUCAGUACAGACAGAUGUGGACAAGCUGGCUUCAGGAAACGAAACUCUACAGAUGUACAUUGACAACCUAACUAUGCAGAUGGCGAAACGUCGUUAAGCCUACCAUCAAUCCGAUCUGUCACACAACAUUAUACCUUAAUAUUACACUCCAUUAUCUAUCC